UGGCGUACCACUGACAAGCACUGACAAGCAGAAAAAAAAAAUAAUAAAAAAAUAUAACAAUAAUAAAUAAAAUAUAUAUUAACUUCCUUUAACAGUAUUUCGAGUACAUGAAAUAAUAAAAAACCUAUCAAACAGAACGCACCAAAAAAAAAAAAAACAAACAUCAUUUAUCGAACGGAUUAUAAAAAAAAGAUUAAUUAUUUAUGCGUGAAAUUGACAAGUGGCUAAAAUGGAUAUGGAUCCAGCAUCAGUUAUAACACUUUGCAAAGAAAAUAUACAGCCAUUACGACAUGGAAGAAAUGCAACACAACUUGGUACAGCAUUACGUGCACAGGAGGAUGUUGAAACACAUCAAUUAUUGAUGCAAGAAAAACAAGCAUAUGAGGAUGCAAUUAAAAAUUACGAUGGUGAUGAUCCACUUGAAAAAUGGUAUGAAUAUAUACUUUGGGUUGAACAAAGUUAUCCAAAAAGUGGUCAUGAAUCACCUAUUGGUAAAUUACUACAACAAUGUUUAGCAGCAUUUGAAAAAGAAACGAAAUAUCAUCAAGAUCGUAGAUACAUUAGAUUAUGGAUAAAUUAUAUAAGUAUGCAAAAAAAUCCACUUGAAUUGUAUCAGUUGAUUUAUAAUAAUGGUAUUGGUACAAUGAUUGCUGAUAUGUAUCGUGCAUGGGCUUUUGAAUUAGAACAAACAGAUGAUAAUAAACGUGCUGAUGAAAUAUAUGUACUUGGUAUAAGAGCUGGUGCUGAGCCACGUGAUGAAUUGGAACAUGCACAUCAAAAUUUUCAAUUAUCUGUUGCACGUAGAAUGCUUGGAAGAAUGGAAGAACGAAAUGAAUAUGAAUUAUCUGAACAAAGACAAGCAUUUAGUUCAUUACGUGCAAUUAAAUCUGGACGUCGUGUUACUAAUGUUAGAACUGGUAAUCGUGUACGUGAUUAUAUGCCUGGUGUUGUAUCACAAAGUCAAAGUCAACAACAACCAUCAAAAAGUGGUGUUGGUAAUUCUAAAAUACAAAUAUAUGAAGAUGCACCAACAACAGGCUCAACAGAAACACGUGGUACAAGUAUACUUGAUCAUGUACCAAUUGAAGAUACUGUACAUAAAGAAAAUACAAUAAAACCAGGACCAUGGAGUCAAAGUUCACGUAAAUAUCCAUUGAUUGGAUCAUCUAUAAAACCUGGUUUUAAAAUACAUGAAGAUUUGCCAAAUGAUAAUAAUUAUAAUAUGGAAAAAAUUAAUUUAUUUCCAAAUCAUGUUUGUUUUUAUGAUGGUAGUACUUAUCCUGAACAUUUAACUGUGCCUGUAUUUGUUGCUGAAGCACCAUCAGCUACAAUAACAAAAGUACAUUAUCCAAAAGAUUUAGUUUAUGCUAAUAAUACUGAUCGUAGUAUUGAGGAAAUUAAAGCUGAUAAUUAUAUUAUGUUAUAUAAUAAUCAUCAACAACAGCAACAACAACAACAACAAAUUAUUGGACAUAAUUUAAUUCAAAAUGAUCAACAAGAUAAUGAAAUAUCAAAAUUUGAUGAGGAUAAAAUUAAUAAUGCUAAAGUGAAUGAAAUUGAACGUCAAAGAAGAGAACAAUAUGAUAUUAAUCAAAGACUACAAGCUGAAGCUGAAUUACAAAGACAACAACAAUUUCAAAUUGAAAAACAAAAACUUGAAAAUGAGAGAAUUGAGGCUGAACAACGUGAAAUUGAACGUAGACAAGCUGAACAACAACAACAACAACGUGAAAUUGAAAGACAAAGAAUUGAACAAUUAGAAUUAGAAAGACAACGUUCAGAACAAUUAGAAUUAGAAAGACAAAGAGUUGAAUUAGAAUUAGAAAGACAAAGAAAUGAAGAAAUUGAACGUCAAAGAAUUGAAGCUCAAAGAAUUGAAGCUGAAAGAAUCGAAGCUGAAAGAAUGGAAGCUGAAUUAAAUCGCCAACAAAAAUUACAAUCAACAAAUUAUAUGAGUCAUAGUUCAGGUGUUAAUUUAGAAACAAAUAAUGUUGAACAUUUAUUAGGACAAAGUUUAACAGUUAAUACUAAAGAAGCUAUGUCAGUUGUUCAAGAAUUAUGGCAAUCACCAAUUAAUUCAAGUUCAUCACAAUUAUUAUCAAGUCCAAUGCCAUCAAGAAUGCCUGAUGCAAGAUCAAAAUUUAGUUUUGACAUUCAUAUGGAUAGUUCAAUGACACAACAACAUGCAAUGUCAACAACAAAGCAACAUCAUCAUCAUCAACAUCAUCAACAACAGCAGCAUCAUCAUCAACAACAACAACAACAGCAACAAUCUAGCUUUAAUAUUCAGCCAUAUCAUGAUCAAGAGAAUCAUCAAGGCUAUGUAUCACCUUAUUCAAGUCAAGAUCAACUUCAUCAUCAAUCAUACCGUGCUAUACAAGAUCCUUGUUAUCAGUACCAAAUGCCACAGCAGCCACAUCAUUCAUCACAAUUGCAACAUCAAAUACAACAUGUACCACAAUCUCAUAUGAUUCAUCAUCAACAACAACAUCAUCUUCAUCAUCAAAUUUCUCAACCAUCUCACAUCCCUCCUCCUUCUUCUUCUUCAUCAUCUCAACAUUAUUCACCAGCUUCAUCCUCUCAUAUUUCACUUCAAUCAUCACCUCAUGACAUUCAUCAUGGUCUCAUUCAACAAGUCCCACCUCAACCACCAUCAUCAUCCUCAUUAUCAUCCUCAUCAUCUUCAUCAUCACAUCAACCAGUCAUGUCACCUCAUAUGCCACCACCACAACAACAACAACAACAACAACAUCACAUGUACAAUAAUAUUCAACAUAUGAAUAAUGUCAGAUAUCAACAACAACAACAACAACAACAACAACAGCAACAGCAACAGUAUACAAUGAUGCCACCACACCAAAUUGAACAGCCAAAACAACAACUUCAAUAUCCACCAUAUAUGGAUCCACAAGUUGAUGCAAAACAAUCAUACAGAAUGCCUGAAUUACCAUUAAUAAAAUCACCAGGUAUGAAUAGACGUGAUUUAAAAUAUCUUGUAAAUAAUGAUAAUAAAGAAAAUUCAACUGGUUUAGUAUAUAAUAUUGGUGGUGUUGAUGAUAACAAUAAACAAAUUGAACAACAAAAUAAUUUAUAUGAUGAAAGUCUUGGUAUAUCACCAUUAUCAAGUGGUGGUGUUAAUGACACAUGCUUUACUGAACCAAUAGCAGCACCACAAAAUAGUUCAACACCAAUGACAUUUAGACAACCAUCAUAUAGACCAAAAGAAUUAUCACAUUAUCAAGAACAUCAUCAUCAUCAUCAACAACAACAACAAAUUAAUAUACCAGUAACACAAAUAUCAGAUGUACCAACAAUUACAAAUGAACAACAACAACAGCAACAAAAUGAUAAACUCAGUGUUAUUAUGGAAACAACACGUGAAUAUACAUCAACAAGUAGUGGAUCUGGUAGUAGUGGACAUACAAGAACAACUGGAUUUGGUUUUACAUCACCACCAUCUGAUGAUAUUGUUAAUAAAUUAACAACUAAUAAUAAUAAUAAUGAUAUUAGUGUUAAUAUUGAUAGUAAUAAAGAUAUUGAAAAUAAUGAAACAUCAUUAACAACAAAUGAUCAAAAUUUACGAGCUAAAAUACAAGCUGUUCAUGCACAAAGUCCACGUACUGUACAACGUAAUGUUGAUCAAAUAACAUCUGAAAUAAGAAAUAAUUGUGAUUUACGUGUACCAUUUAAACUUGAUGUUGAUGAAAAAAAUAAUACAAUUAAUGAUGAUGAUAAUAAAAUAAAAAAUAAUAAUGAUAAUUCAUUGAUUGUUGAUGAACCAAUGGAUGAAGUUGAAGAAGAAGAAUUUCAAUUACCAACUGGUGAUAUUAAUCCAUUUGAUAAAACAAUAAUAUCUGGUUUAUUACGUAAAAUUAAAUUUCCUCAACCACAUCAUUCAGAUGGUUAUGUACGUACAAAUACAGUUUUAACUAAAUUUUCACCAUCAUCAAGUAUAACACUUGGUAGUGAUCAAUAUGACAUGGAAAAAUGUUUAGGUAAAGGUACAUAUGGUACUGUUAUGAAAGCAAUACAUGUACAAUCAAAUCAAACAGUUGCAUUAAAAACCCAAAGACCAGCAUGGGUGUGGGAAUAUUAUAUUGCUAGAGAAAUAAAAGCACGUUUAACAAAUCCACAUAUGUUACGUGGUUAUAUGGAUGUUACCAAAGCUCAUGUGCUAGAUAAUGCAAGUGUACUUGUAUCUGGUUUUUCAAAAUAUGGUACAUUAUUAUCUGUUACAAAUCAAGUUAAAAUUGCAACUGGUAAACCAUUAAUUGAACCACUUGCUAUUUUUUUUACAAUUGAAAUGUUACAAAUUGUUGAACAUCUUCAUAAAUGUCAAAUUAUUCAUGGUGAUAUUAAACCAGAUAAUUUUCUAUUGAUGCAUUUACCUGUUGAAGAUUUUAGACCAACAAUACAACUCAUUGAUUUCGGGUGUAGCAUUGACAUGAGUUUAUUUCCUGAAGGUACUAAAUUUACACAAAUUAUUAAAACAGAAGAUUUUACAUGUAUUGAAAUGCAAACUGGUCGUCCUUGGACUUAUCAAACUGAUUUAUAUUGUUUGGCUGCAUCAGCACAUUGUCUAUUAUUUGGUAACUAUAUGAGAGUUACCAAUACUGGUGAUCGUUGGUUUGUCACAUCAAAAAUGCCAAGAUAUGUCAAAAAAACAGCAUGGGAAUAUUUUUUUACUGAAUUGCUAAACAUUGAAUCUUGUGAAAAAAUGCCUGACUUGAGUAAAAUUCGUAACACCAUGGAACAAGCACUUGCUGGAAUACCCAGUGUUGAUACUAAAUUUCGUACAUUUUCAAAUGUUUUGAACAAACGAUAACCUUUAUAUUAUAACUUUUAAAAUUUAAAUUAUGAACAAAAUAAUAUACUAAUAAUAAUAAUAAUAUACUAGACUUUGCACUAAUUCCAGUGCAGAACCAAUAAAUAAAUAAACAAAUAAAUGUAAAAAAAAGAUAAAAAAAAAAAAAUGAAAAAAAAAAUUAUUAUUAUUAUUAUUCGUGGUAUUUAUUAUCUCUAUGCUGGUGUAUCAAAUUAAAUAACUUUAAUUAAGAAAUUAAACAAAAUUAUUGUAAUACAUUAUUGUUUUUUUUUUUUUUUUAAUUUUAAUUUUCACAGAUGUCUUAAUUUAAUUUAAAAAACAGUCAUUCAUCGUUUAAAAUCAUAAUGAAAUAGUAAAUAAAUAAAACAGAACCAAUUUGUUGAAAAAAAAAUAAUAAACAGGAUAAAUAAUGUUUGGAAAAUAAUAUCUCGUUAGAUUUUAUAAAUAAUAAAAUUUUAAUGCAGAGUAAUUAAUUAAAAAUUUGCCUUAUCUUGCUAAGACGGUGCAACUUAUUUAAAAAAAAAGGGAAAA
Aphidius gifuensis is the source of this 5356-nucleotide messenger RNA. RefSeq lists its product as uncharacterized. NCBI's taxonomy places the organism in Eukaryota, Metazoa, Arthropoda, Insecta, Hymenoptera, Braconidae. The coding region runs from base 230 to 4825 and encodes 1531 amino acids. The transcript has 4 exons. Gene Ontology annotation, molecular function: ATP binding; protein kinase activity. Gene Ontology annotation, biological process: meiotic sister chromatid cohesion, centromeric; mitotic spindle assembly checkpoint signaling; protein phosphorylation. The record is from RefSeq and is a predicted model, not a curated record.